Messenger RNA from Pundamilia nyererei, 2214 nucleotides. RefSeq names its product up-regulator of cell proliferation-like. Lineage: Eukaryota; Metazoa; Chordata; Actinopteri; Cichliformes; Cichlidae. The transcript has 5 exons. The record is from RefSeq and is a predicted model, not a curated record. Gene Ontology annotation, molecular function: GTP binding. The coding region runs from base 184 to 2214 and encodes 676 amino acids.
UCCAUACCAGUUGGUGGCGGUAAUGCACCUUUCACUUGUUUGCCAACCGCCAAUAUAACUGUAAGAAAGAAAGAAAGAAAGAAAGAAAGUUGUUGGGAUUUCCCGAUCAGUCUUGACGGUGCGAACACCAAAUGAUUUUUUCUAACGCAACGGGAUGAAAAUCUAACUUCUACCGUAUGCAUCAUGAUCAUAGUGGACAUGGAGAAUCUGAAAAACAAAGAGGGGGCUGAAGAAAAAAGACCAACCACAGCCAAGGAGGAUGUUUCUUCAAGAGGACCAAGCGGCAUGGAAGCGCUUACAACUCAGAUCAAAGAGCAAGAUGAUUACAAGGAUGGGAAACAACUGGAAAGCUUGUUGGAGGAUGUGGGCUUGGAGCAGUACUACGGAGAGAAGCUAUCACUCAGCCAAGUCCGUGAGAUUAAUAAGAAGACCAUUACUGUUGGACCUUCCAAAUGUAAAGCUGAUGUUCCAUGGCAUGUUCUUAAGAAACUGCUGAUGUUUGAUGCUACGGCGAGGAAUACUGAUGAUGACGGGAGCAAAGACGCUAAUCCUAGUUUUGGACUUGAAGUUCCAAAGUGUGAUGAUAAAUCAGCAAGUACAGACUUAGAUUUUGAUGAUCUGUUUGAGAGUCCAAACACAGAUGACAUGCUAAACCCACUCGACAUAAUCACUGCUCUCUUUCUGUGUUCUGAUGGUCUUGUGCAGCAGGAAAUGGCACUAAAAAUGUCCAUGUGUCAGUUCUCUGUUCCUCUGCUGCUUCCAAAUUGUGACACAAAACAGUGCACACUCAUGCUGUGGGCCAUGAGAGACAUUGUUAAAAAGUACAGACCUCAGUCUCUGUCAGAGUCCAUGGGCUUCAUUGAAGACAGAAUUGUUCUCUCUGAACUUCCAAUGAUCUCUUUUGUCAGACUGGGUGAGUGCUCCUUAUCCAAGUCAGAGAUUCUCAAUAAGCUUCUGAGCAAUUCUCAGCAGUACCAUGACACCUUUGUUCACCACAACAUGGAAUGUGGCAACAGUCCAAGAAGAAUAUCCAACGGACUGACUGAAAUUACUUGGUAUCUUCCUUGUGGAAACACAAACAUUGAUAUUUUCAGUCAACCAGUGGCUGUAGCAAACCUUCGUGGGGACAUUGCAAGCUUUCAAACACAAUACUCCUUUCUGUGUCAGACAUCUGCAGCAGUUUUUGUGUUCUUUGACCAUUUGGACGCUGAGUGCAGUCUACUUACCAACCAACACUGCAAAGCGCAGAUUUACUUGGUAGGUAACUGUGAUAGAAAAAGCAGCGAAGAUGCACUGAAAAAAGUAGCUACUGAAAUGGGUUUGACUAACAACAACAUCAUUAUUAAAACAAAACACAAAAAUGAUGCAAACUUUAUAAACAAAGUGAGAAAGAAAAUCCGAAAAGUAGUUGAGAACUCAAAGGUGCAGAUGACAAUAGAGCAGAUGGCAGACAUUUCCCGUGAACUGGGAAUCCUGGUUGAUGAAGACUCUCCAGAGUGUCAGACUGCAAAGACAAACGCAGAGGCCAUCACUGCAGAAAUUCAAGACAUCCUUAAGUACCAAGAAGAUCAGCUUCUCUGGCAUGACCAAAUGUGGAAAGAACUGACCUGCUUAAAAAAUGAAGAAUUUCAACUUCAAAAUGUUGCUCCUAAAGAGAUAGAAGAUUACAGAACUGAACUUCAGCUAAAGGAACAAGGAAUACAGAAAAGGCAGAACUCUUAUGACAUGUCGACAGCUAUGACAUGCUUCAUUAAUGCAAUAUCAAGGCCAGGAACAGAGAGGUGUUAUUUCUUGAAAUGGAUGCAAAUGAACCUGGAUAACAUGUCUCGUGUAAAACUGUCUGAACUUCAGGAGAAAUACAAAGAAAAAUGCAAGAACUCUGAGAACAAAGAGGAGAUCAAAGAAAUUGACAGACAAAUUUCCAACAGCUCACUGGGGACUGAACACUUCUUCCGUGAAAUGGGUCAGAUCUAUGAAUUAAAUGAGAUGACCCAGGCAGCAGCCAAAAUGGAAAAGAAAGAGGAGAACAAGAGCUUCACUGAUGUGAUGGAGUACAGUCCAGACACUGGGAACUGGUACAUUCCUGGACUCUGGAAUGGAAACCCACCAAUGGCACCAACGCUGGAGAAAGCCAACUCAAUUGACUGUUGCUGCUUCGCAGGUAUUCCCCUGGUUGUUUUCGAUGACGAAUUAGCACUUUCAGUCAGAGAUUGA